Xylona heveae TC161 is the source of this 1080-nucleotide messenger RNA. RefSeq lists its product as hypothetical. Lineage: Eukaryota; Fungi; Ascomycota; Xylonomycetes; Xylonales; Xylonaceae. The coding region runs from base 1 to 1080 and encodes 359 amino acids. The transcript is spliced from 3 exons. Gene Ontology annotation, cellular component: spliceosomal complex. The record is from RefSeq and is a predicted model, not a curated record. Gene Ontology annotation, biological process: mRNA splicing, via spliceosome.
AUGGCGGACGUCGAAACCCAAACGGACACACCUAGAGAAGAUCUGGUACCUCGGCCUUUCAAGCGCCGAAAAUUCUAUCGCAAACGAGUCGAAGAGGCAAAUGACGACGAUGGAAAUGCGGUCGGAACCACAAUGACGGCCGAAGCUCCCGCCGCAGCGCCACCAACCGAUCCUGAAGGCCGCGAAAACGACCAAGGCUCCGACAAUGAAGGGCCCGAUAAGAAAUUAUCUGUGCAAGAGAUUCUGCGAUUGAGAAAAGCAGCAAGGAACCGACGAGGCGGGAUCGGGUUCGCCAACUCUACAUCCAGCACAUCGGCGAGUGUUGGAUCGGGUACGGUGGCAUCGUCGGAUGCACUUAUGGAGUCGGCUGCCACCGCCGAGGAAGUUCAGGCAGCUGUCAAUCGAUUUGCGCCGCAGACAGGAAUGGCAGCCGAUGUCGAUAAGCAUAUGAUGGCCUAUGUAGAGGCUGAGCUAGCUAAACGUCGCGAGGGAGUCUCUUCCAACGUCCAAAAUUCUAGUACCGCGGCUGCACAGCAAGAAAACCUCGCGAAAACGGCAGGCGAAGCGCGCAACAACAAACAGCCAGCUGCGCUUGGAAAAUUGCACGAGAUCGAUCUUGGCCCGGAUGCUAAGAUGCGAAAUAUCGAGCGCACUGAGGCAGCUAAAAGACGGAUUGGAGGCGAAGAGUUAGAGGUCAUUGAUGACCCUACUAAGAGCCGCAAGUUAGGAAAGGACGGAAAGCCCUUACGAGACCGCAGACGGCGGAACAGUGAUGACAUGAAGAGAGAUCAGCUUGUCGAGGAGAUUUUGCGGGAGAGUAGAUUGGAAAUUUACGAUGAGCCACAGGCAGAUCAGCACCCAGAUGAUGAAAUGGCAGCGGAUGAACGAAUUGCAGAGCAGUUCCGACGAGAAUUUAUGGACGCCAUCUCAACCCGUCGUCGGCGCGCCGCGCCUGCUGCAUCAUCCUCUGCAGCCACCCGAGGGAAAAAGGACGACAGACCAAAGGGACCGAAGCUGGGAGGUAGCAGAAGCGCACGUGCGGCUAUGCGGGAACAGCAAGAAAAAUCAGCGAAGAGAUGA